Ramularia collo-cygni is the source of this 804-nucleotide messenger RNA. Its product is annotated as related to v-SNARE protein Bos1. Gene Ontology annotation, biological process: endoplasmic reticulum to Golgi vesicle-mediated transport; vesicle fusion. Gene Ontology annotation, cellular component: endoplasmic reticulum membrane; late endosome membrane; ER to Golgi transport vesicle membrane. The record is from RefSeq and is a predicted model, not a curated record. NCBI's taxonomy places the organism in Eukaryota, Fungi, Ascomycota, Dothideomycetes, Mycosphaerellales, Mycosphaerellaceae. Bases 1 to 804 code for a protein of 267 amino acids. Gene Ontology annotation, molecular function: SNARE binding; SNAP receptor activity. The transcript has a single exon.
AUGAGUGCCCUCUACAACUCCGCUCUCCGCCAAUCCAAAGCUAUUCGUGCCGACCUCGAUUCACUCUCCGCGUCCUCUGCACCUUCAUCCGCACUCCAAGGCCAGCUCACAACAUCCCUCACUUCCUUCUCACGCACUCUCGACGAUUACCAACGCGCCGUAUCCGAUGAGCUGGUCCCAGAGAAAGCCACAAAGGGCGAAGAAAGAUUAGCAAAGUUCCGGGCCGAUCUCCUAGAGUUCAAGUCAAAAUUCGCGGAGAUCAAGCACACGGUCACAGAACAAGCAUAUGCCCAGAACCGAAGCGAGCUCUUGGGGAGGAGGGGAUACGCAGGCGACAGUGGAACUGGAACACCUGAAAAUCCAUAUUCAGAUGCGGCGGUCGCGGGUAGUAGUGGACGGGGAGAAAAUGUGAACCCGCUCUUCAAGACCAGCAACUCCAAUUUUGUGCCAGGAGGUGCUGGAGGACCGAAUGCCUAUUCUGCGUACAAGAGUCCCUAUGGUCUCGGAGCAGAUAAUGCGCGGGAGAAUGCGGCGUUGAGCGAGAACUCAUUCUUCGGAUCGGCGAACUCAACGUUGGAUGAGUACUUGGAGCGUGGACGGGCUGUGCUGGGAGAUCUGGGAGAUCAGCGGGAGAUGCUCAAGGAAACGCAGAGAAAGCUGUACUCUGUUGGAAGCACGCUGGGUAUCUCAGGAGACACGAUUCGCAUGAUUGAUCGGCGGGCKAGGCAAGACAAAUGGAUCUUCUGGGGUUGUGUUGCGGUCUUCGUGAUCUUCGUCUACUUUGUGCUCAGAUGGUUGAGGUAG